Tachyglossus aculeatus (Australian echidna) is the source of this 2367-nucleotide messenger RNA. Its product is annotated as antigen WC1.1-like. The record is from RefSeq and is a predicted model, not a curated record. NCBI's taxonomy places the organism in Eukaryota, Metazoa, Chordata, Mammalia, Monotremata, Tachyglossidae. Gene Ontology annotation, cellular component: membrane. The transcript is spliced from 10 exons. Bases 1 to 2367 code for a protein of 788 amino acids.
AUGGCAUCAGGGGACUCCAACAAGGAGGCAGGGGCAGGGGCUGUCUCCAGCGAGCUCAUUCCAUCCCAGUCAGAACUGGUUCUUUUCCUUGACCCCAUCCUGGAGCGGGGACCACAUCACCCUGCUGCGGCCUGUGGCCUCCCGAGCCAACAGACAAGCCUUUGGGGGACCCAGCUGGAAGGCAGGGAGCUGGGGCUGGCCCAGAGUGGAGGGGUGUGGGGGGAGCAGGAUCGGGAUCUCCCCUGUGACCCAGAUGGAGUGGUCUGUGUUUCAGGGACGGCGGCUGAUGAGCUGAGGCUGGCGGAUGGAGAGAGCCCAUGUGAGGGGCGUGUGGAGGUGGAACAUGAAGGACAGUGGGGGACAGUAUGCGAUGAUCAAUGGGAUAAGAAUGAUGCAGCCGUGGUGUGCAGACAGCUGGGGUGCGGGACGGUGGUCAGUGCCCCAGGAGGAGCUACAUACGGACCAGGCUCUGGACGUGUUUGGGUGCAUGAUCUGGACUGUGAGGGAGAAGAGGAGGCUCUCUGGGACUGCGAGAAUUUUGAAUGGCAGCAGCAGGUUUCCUGUGCCCACAGCGAGGAUGCCGGAGUGCGGUGCUCAGAACACAGGCAUUCCCGGCUGGCCGGGAGUCCCCGGCUGUGUACAGGAAGAGUGGAAGUGACCCAUGGAGACACGUGGGGCUCAGUUUGCGACUCCCAAUUCCCUCUGGAGGCCGCGACCGUCUUGUGCCGGCAGCUGCAGUGCGGGGUGGCCGUCUCCAUCCUGCGGGGAGCCCACUUCGGAGAGGGCCAGGGGCCGGUCAGGGCAGAAGAAUUCCGGUGUGUGGGGAAUGAGUCUCAUCUGUCUUUCUGCCCUAAAGUGUCUCCUCCGGAUGGGACGUGUAACCACAGCAGGGACGUCGGAGUCAUCUGCUCAAGGUUUGCAGGGUUCAGGCUGGAGAACGGCAGCUCCCGCUGUGAGGGCAGAGUGGAGCUCCUGAUGAAUGGGGACUGGAGCAGCCUCUGUACCGCCCACUGGAACCUGGCAAAUGCCAAUGUUCUGUGCCACCAGCUCGGAUGCGGUAACCCCGUGUCGGCCUUCAGAGGGGUGGAGUACGGGGAAGGAAAUGGCCUUGUGUGGAACGGGACGUUGCACUGCUCAGGGUCGGAGACCAAUCUGAGAGAUUGUCCUAGGACGGUCCUGGGGGCCCCUCACUGUGCUGAAAACAUGGCCUUGGUGAUCUGCUCAGGAAACGGGACCCUGCCGUCGUCGCCGCCGUCGCAGUGCAACGUGUCCACGUGGGAACCGGCCGGACCCGGGGGCCCGCAAGAGGGCGCUGCAGAGUGCACAGGGCCUCCACAGCUCCGCCUGGCGGACGGAGGCGGGCCCUGCGCCGGCCGCGUGGAGAUCUUCCUCGACGGCAGCUGGGGCAGCGUAUGCGACGACUCUUGGGACGUGAGCGACGCCCAGGUGGUGUGCCGCCAGCUGGGCUGCGGGGUGGCCCUGAGCGCCCCCGGGGCCGCCCGGUUCGGGCCGGGGGCCGGGCCCAUCUGGCUGGACGAGCUGCGCUGCUCCGGGAACGAGUCGCACCUGUGGCAGUGCCCGUCGGGGGGCUGGGGCCGCCACGACUGCGGGCACAAGGAGGACGCGGGAGUGCAGUGCUCAGAGUUCCUGGACCUCAGGCUGGUCAGCGACACCUCGCCUUGUGCCGGGCGCCUGGAGAUUUUCUACAACGGGACUUGGGGGGGCGUGUGUAGCAACUCCAUGCUGGAUGUCACCGUGGGGGUGAUUUGCCGGCAGCUGGGCUGUGGGGACAGCGGGACGAUAGAGUCUCCUGGCACCUACGGGAAAGGAUCUGGGACUUGGUGGGUCGACAACGUUGAGUGCCGAUCCGGUGACCCUACCCUCUGGGAGUGCCCGUCUGACCCCUGGAAUGAGAAGUCCUGCUCUUGGGACGAGGAAGCCCAGAUCAAGUGUCGGCACAAUAUCCGUGUGGUAGGCAGUGAGACCAAGUGCUCUGGGCGUGUGGAAGUGUGGCACAACGGCACCUGGGGCACGGUGUGCGAUGACUCCUGGGACCUGAGGAACGCUGAGGUGGUGUGCCGGCAGCUGGGCUGUGGCUCAGCCGUGGCCGCCCUGGGGGAGGCUGCGUAUGGUCCGGGCACCGGGCCCAUCUGGUUGGACGAGGUGGUGUGCAGGGGCCGAGAGGCCUCUCUUUUGGACUGCCCCGCGGGGCCGAGGGGGCAAAGUGACUGCGAGCACAAGGAGGAUGCGGCGGUGAAUUGCUCCGGCAUUACAGAGACCAUGGCGGCAUCAGCCCCUGCCCCAGGAGCCACGGGGACCACAGUCACAACGCUGUCCAACCCAGGUAACUGCCCCAGCUGCGGGUGA